GCGCUUCUCAGUUGGGUGGCAAACGCCGAAACAACACCGAUGCCGACCGUUGCCAACCCAGUUUUAUUUCAGUCGACGGAGUGUUUCUACUGUCUUUGAACGAGUUAACAGAGGACCAGGCAACUGUGUAUUGACCCAAAGGGAGACUCCGCUGGCUUAAGGCCGUGGGAGAAAGAAUGACAACCAUGCUCCGGCUACUGUCCAUCCUAGCUUCUAUGGUGGCCAUAGCAUCACCUCAACUAUUGGCAAAAGCAGGCGCAUUUCUUUUCGCAGCGAAUCUGGCGACCAGUUCCCUGAACAUCGAAGAGAUCACUCAGGUCAUGAGAGAGGACGACCCCACCGGUCAGGACCACCGCAUCCGCGUCACCAUAUCGGAGCACGACCCAUUGGACGACGUCGUGGAAUGGAAACUCUUCCUGCAUUCCAACGAUGAAGGGGCCGUCACUUACAAGAUCCCAGCAGACGGAGAAAACCCUUCCACCCAGACAGAAUUCGUCUUCAAUGGAAACCUCGUGAACUCGGACUCCUACCUGCUGCAGGCGAUGGAUCACUCGGAGGACAUUGCCAUGGACUUUAAGGUGGUGGCUAUCACGGAUCUGGAGACGAGCUUAGCCUGGGUUGGUGGGGAGAGGAACUCACCAGCUUCCUCACUAAGGAUAGUGACCAGCCAGCAAGUGGGAAACAUCACUGUGGAUGGAAACGUCUGCACGUACGAUGACCAUCCCUGCUACAUAAUAGCCCCAGAAACGAAGCCGUCUUAUAUCAGGAGAUGUGUCAAUAUUUCCGUAUCGUCUGAUAAGGUGAUGAGGCAUUGCGAUGAAAGGGUUGCGUUGUACAAGGAAAUAGGAGAAACACUACCAAUCGAACUUCAAGAAGACGGAAUCCUCACAGUUGAGUUUACAUACCCAGGGAAAUACCUCUCAGUGGAAGUGGUGGCCUACGACCCCAAGAACAAUUCGAACUUGUUCUCAGAGUACCCUUACAAGUGCAGAUUCCCAAUCGGCCAGAUCAGGAAAAAGGGUGACAAGACAGUGUGCCGUCAUACCCUGACACUGCCCCGAGGCCACAAAAGAAAUGAUGGUCCUCAUUGUGGUCAUUGAUGAAGAUGAUCGUGUGGAGAGGUCGGCUCUCCAGUACUUUGACAAAAAAGCAGCGUCUAAGCUCAGCAUCGAGAAGGUAAGCUGGGUCAUGAAAGAAGACGAUCCCACGGGCGAGGACCACAACGUCAGGGUCACGUUCAGCCACCAGUCUCUCCCCUUCGUCAAGAAGUGGUCGCUGACUCUUCACAAGAACUUCAGGGACCUCAUCACCUACACAACCGACGCCGACGGGAGCAACCCAAGCACUCAGACGGAAGUGGUCUUCGAGGGGAGGCUGGUGGAAUCUGAUGCCAUUGCCCUCCGCGCCUUGGAUUCUGAUGGCAAGAUGCUCGCCCUCGAUUUGCUCACAGUAGAUAUUCCAG
Macrobrachium nipponense is the source of this 1462-nucleotide messenger RNA. RefSeq lists its product as uncharacterized. The transcript is spliced from 6 exons. Lineage: Eukaryota; Metazoa; Arthropoda; Malacostraca; Decapoda; Palaemonidae. The coding region runs from base 177 to 1100 and encodes 307 amino acids. The record is from RefSeq and is a predicted model, not a curated record.